AUGCGUUUUGUGCCGCUACUCCUGAGCGCGCUGCUCAGUCUGGGCGAUGGAGACGUCGGGGAUUUCACGCCGUGUUUGAACUUCUUCUACCGUGCCCGACCACCCACAGGUAUCGCGGGGACUCCGAUCUGUCAACGCUACAGUAACCGCUACCACUUCGCCACGCUGUACAGCCGGGAGCGCCGCACGCCCUGGUUCUCCGGGUACGUGUUUUCCUGUCCGCACGGAAAGCGCCCCAGAGGAGAGUGGAAGUACGAGCCACAGCUAGCCAACUCCAAGGCUGGCGGCAACAUGGUCCCGUUCCCGACUCCACCUGCGAAAGUGGACCAGAAUGUAGUGGACAGCCAGGCUGUCCAGAAGGACUACACCAACUCCACCUACACACGUGGCCACCUAAACCCGAGCCAGCACCACAAUGGCACAGAUGUGCGUCGUGCCACCUUCACCCUCACUAACGUAGUGCCACAGAAGUCUGCAUCCAAUGACGGUCCCUGGGCCAAACUUGAGAAUCGCGUGAGCAAGAUCCUCUCUGAAUACUGCCUGGGAGAGGCGUACAUAGUGACUGGUGUGAUUCCAUAUGAAAACGACCACUGGCUGAAGGAUGAGGGCAGAGUGGCCAUCCCUGAGUAUAUGUGGUCAGCCUACUGCUGCCAGAACUACAGCCAAGAUCUUCCAAAGGGCCUGAAUGACAUCUUCCCAACGUUUGGAGCCAUUGGCAGGAACGAUCCAAACAGUACUCAGGAGAUUGUGCCAGUGGACCUGCACAAAAAGAAAGAAGAGCAGGGAUAUGAUGUUCGGUCAAUGUCGCUACCGAUUCUGGAGGGGUACUUGAAGGAGAAAUACAGGAUGUCGAUCAGUGUUUUUGAUCAGCAGUGCUCAAGGGCAUAACCUUCAGUCACAGCCAAAAAUCCUUGUGCAGAUCUUUAACCCUUACGUUCUGUUCUGUCUCAUAAGAUCUCAUUUGAGCGAACUGUUUUGUACAUAUAAUCAUAUGGAAUGCCAUUCAGUGUGAAUAUUAAGUACAUCAGUACUUACUUAAUUCAUUCAAUCAUUAUCAUCACAACAUCUCGUAAUUCCAUGAAAAAAAAUCUUUUUCACAUGACAAAGUGUUUGAGGAUUUUUUUAAGGAUAAAAUUAUAAAUGAAAUUAAAGUGAGGUGUAGCAGAUGAGUGCUCGGUCAGCUUAUCGUUCAAACUGUGGCCACGGGUUCUCUACAGUAGUGUGCAUCGAACGAACCGAAACGUGACCAUCACCAUAAAUAAUGUUUGUGUUGAUAAUUGCUUACUAAAGUAAAGAGAUGGACUGGGUCAGGACAUAAGGGUUAAAGAUAACAACUGUACACACAAAUGUAUACACAAGGUACUGUUUUACUAAAAAUUAUUUCACAGUUAAUUAGUUCUUUUGAAAAUUAUCGCUCUAAAGUUCGGUUAUUUUUGACAUCAGUUGAUGAUAUGGAUUAAGAGUGAUCAUCAAAUUAAUAAUUUUAGCGUUUUUAACUAAAAAAAUCAGUAAUAAUAUUAAUAUUUUGCCUAUAUUUGUUGAUGUUGAAAAGGUCUAAAUAAUGUACAUAAUAUAUUUAACUUUUUAUGAGGUCCCACAGUGGUAUUGUAUCUAUAAUUGUGUAGAAUUUUAAGCACUGGAUUAAUUGGUCUAUUCAUUUGCAACUUGCAGCACAGAAGUAGAAUUUUUUUUUUUAACAAAUAAAAAAUAAAUUAUUAUAAAAAUGAGUCUAGGUUUAGAUUCUACCAAUAGAUGUCAGCAUUUGGUUUAAAAAAAAUAGAGAGAGAGAGACUUUUUCUCAAUGCCAAAAAAUCUUGCCAGGUUUUUUUUUUUUUUGUGGAUACCGUAGCAAAAACUAAUUUUAAAAUGUAUUUAAGUUAUAUGAUAGUUUUAAGCUGUGAAUUCCUCUUUUAGUUUUUCUUUUGUUGUUUUUCGACAUGCUAAUCAGCACUUUCCACCAAAGCAAUUGAGGACUAUUUUUGCGGAAAUGGUGUUCAUUCCUUCAGUACAGUUUUAGAAACUUUAGAAUCAAUGCAGCUGAAGAUUGAAGCUGUUCAGGUGGCAUGUGGUGGCACAAACACCUUAAUAAGGCACCAUGUUGUUGUUUUUUCCCCCUUUGUCACCAACUGUACCUUAUACCUCAGGAUAAACUUUCUUAUACCUCAGACUAAUGUCUUACUUUUUUACUUUUUGUCACUUUAUGCAUGAAUGUUUGCAUUGUAAUCACACCCACUUUAAAAUUUUAAAAUGUAAUCAUCUAAUAAAAAUAUUAAAUCAU
Ictalurus furcatus (blue catfish) is the source of this 2278-nucleotide messenger RNA. Its product is annotated as endonuclease domain-containing 1 protein-like. The coding region runs from base 1 to 888 and encodes 295 amino acids. Gene Ontology annotation, molecular function: hydrolase activity; nucleic acid binding; metal ion binding. The transcript has 2 exons. Lineage: Eukaryota; Metazoa; Chordata; Actinopteri; Siluriformes; Ictaluridae. The record is from RefSeq and is a predicted model, not a curated record.